AUGGAAGUCACCGCAGUUCAAUCAAAGACUUCCAACCAGGAGCAGGUGAAGAGGGUGGCAUGCACACGGUGCCGUGCUCAGAAACUCAAAUGCGUCAAAUCAACACCGGCCUCAGCAUCCAGCAAGUGCGACCGCUGCAGCAAAGCAAACACCGAGUGCAACUAUGCCGCAUCCAGACCUGUCGGGAGACCAAGAACAAGCCAAUCUCAACGCGCACAUGGGGAAGAAUCGCGCAGCCCGAAGUCAUCACCGCAAAGUACGAUCACCGCGGACCACCUUCAACUUCAUCUCGACGACGAAUAUCUCAACACAUUUUUCGAGACAACAGAUUCGACGCUAGGUGCUCAAGGUUUCGACAUGUUGUACGGCGACCCGAUGCCUAAUCCUGAGCAAAGAGAAUGCCCGAGCCGAGACGCCAUCAACGAGCCAAGCCUUCUGACGCCACUGUCAAGCAACGGAACGUUCCCCUUUAUAAGCGACUCGAAUUCAUGCAUUGGCACUGUCUCGGCAGAAAGCUUGCCUCCAACAACAGAGGCAGAAUCAACGGUAGACCCGCGCAGAACCAUGCAGCACCUGGCAGAACUGGGCCUGGGUCUCCACCCGAAGAUUGCAAGAUAUCAGAAGGCGAGCGACGACGAGGUGAUGAGAGAUCUAGUCGGCGACGCACUGCAGAGCUCGACAGACUACCUCAACACGCUCUUGGUGCUGGUAGCAUCCUUCACGAAAACCCAGCCGGGUGUGGAUGGACAUGCUCCGCAGCUGGAUAUGCCAGCAGCGUUCCAGGUACUGAUCCCCUACGUGCGUUUGGUGCAGCUGCACAGCAUCAUGUUCGAGGCCAUCCUUCGACGUUUAACGGGGGCAGCGUUUGGAGGAGCACCACGGUCUCUGUUCCCCGACGUUUGGGUGGGUGGAGUGUGCGUUAACGCGGGAGGGCUGUUCAGGGAGCGGUUAGUGCUGCAGAUCAGUACGCACUUACUAGCCGAAAUCGAAACGGUGCUAGAGCUGCCGGACGAGGCGAGAAUUUGUUGCCCCGAGCCGGGCGGCAGUGGUGGAGGGCCCAAGGGCACGGCAGCGAAUGAGGCGAGAGCGCCCGGAAUCCUCCGGAAGGCGGUAUCUCCAAGACUGCUGAAAAUGAUUCUAGACGAGUGCGACAUGGGCAGCACUGACGUGCAAUCGGCGCGCGAGCGGAUUGCUUGCAUCAAACGCCUGCUCCGCUGUUCGCCGCUCUGA
Molecule: messenger RNA, 1230 nt
Organism: Lasiodiplodia theobromae
Lineage: Eukaryota; Fungi; Ascomycota; Dothideomycetes; Botryosphaeriales; Botryosphaeriaceae
Exons: 1
Coding region: 1-1230 (409 amino acids)
Biological process (GO): regulation of DNA-templated transcription
Molecular function (GO): DNA-binding transcription factor activity, RNA polymerase II-specific; zinc ion binding
Source: RefSeq, a predicted model, not a curated record